GAUCUAUAAAUUGCAAUACAAUUGAGAUAUGUACGUAGUAACAAUAGAAACAAAAAAUGAUUAUGAUAUUUCUACUUCUCUUAAUAACCUUUCCUCUUGUACUCAAUUUCCUAGCCAAAAAGGGUACGAAAAAUUUUAUGCCACCAGGUCCUUUAGGGCUACCUUUUAUUGGAAAUUUGCAUCAAUUUGAUAGUAUAACCCCUCAUAUUUAUUUUUGGAAACUUUCCAAGAAAUAUGGGAAAAUAUUUUCACUCAGAAUUGGUUCUACUACUAUGGUAGUAAUUUGUUCAGCAAAAUUAGCAGAAGAGGUAACAAAAACACAAGAUUUAGCAUUUUGUAGUAGACCCCCUUUUCUUAGCCAACAAAAAAUAUCUUACAAUGGUCAUGAUAUGGCCUUUGCACCUUAUAAUGACAAUUGGAGAGAACUGAGAAAAGUUUGUGUUGUUCAUUUGUUAAGUCUCAAGAAAGUGCACUCUUUUAGUUCGAUUCGUGAAGAUGAAGUGUCAAGAAUGAUCAAGAAAAUAUCUACACAAGCUUCAACUUCACAAGUUACAAAUUUGAGCAAUAUUGUUAUGUCAUUAACAAGUACAAUUAUUUGUAGAAUUGCUUUUGGUAUUCGGUAUGAUGAAGAAGCACAUGGAAAGAGGAGAUUCAAAGAACUUUUAGCUGUGACACAAGAGAUGGCAGCAGGAUUCUUUUUCUCUGAUUAUUUUCCUUUAUUUGGUUGGCUUGACAAAUUCUUUGGAAAUAUUAAUAGACUUGAGAAGAAUUUUAAGGAAUUAGAUGAGUUUUACGAAGAACUCAUUGAGCAACAUCUUAAACCAAAUAGGCCAAAAUCCAUGGAAGGAGAUAUUAUUGAUCUUUUGCUUCAAUUGAGGAAAGAACAAUCAACUCCAAUGGAGCUCACUUUAGACAACAUUAAGGGAAUUCUCAUGAAUGUAUUUAUUGGUGGAACAGAAACUAGCGCAACGUUAGUAGUUUGGACGAUGACAGCCUUGAUUAAGAAUCCAAAAAUCAUGAAGAAAGUCCAAGAAGAAAUCAGAAAAUCAAUUGGGAACAAAGGAAUUGUGAAUGAAGAUGAUGUUCAAAACAUGCCUUAUCUUAAAGCAGUAAUAAAAGAGGCAUUUAGAUUAUAUCCACCACUUCCAAUCCUAUUACCAAGAGAAACAAUGCACAAGUCCAUACUAGAAGGCUAUGAAAUUCAACCAAAAACUAUAAUUUAUGUGAACUCAUGGGCCAUUGCAAGGGAUCCUGAAACAUGGGAAAAUCCAGAAGAAUUUAUACCCGAGAGAUUCUUGAAUAGUAAUAUUGAUUUCAAGGGUCAAGACUUUCAGUUGCUUCCUUUUGGAGCAGGCCGAAGAAUUUGCCCAGGUAUUACACUUGGUAUUGCAAUAGUGGAUCUUAUCCUUUCAAAUCUUCUUUAUGCAUUUGAUUGGGAAUUACCUUGUGGGAUGAAGAAAGAAGAUGUUGACACAGAUGUUUUGCCUGGAAUUGUCAUGCAUAAGAAAAAUAAUCUAUGUCUUGUACCUAAAAAUUAUUUCUAGACUAGCCAAAUCUAUAGUCAUGUACCCAUCCCCUAUGUUUAAUACCUGGUUUGUGACUUUGUGCCCUGUCAGUUUUUAUUGUAAUUUAAAUGUUAUUUGCUAAUAAUAAUUUUUUUCAGCUA
This is a messenger RNA of Capsicum annuum, 1666 nucleotides long. RefSeq names its product 6,7,8-trihydroxycoumarin synthase. Gene Ontology annotation, molecular function: heme binding; oxidoreductase activity, acting on paired donors, with incorporation or reduction of molecular oxygen; iron ion binding. The record is from RefSeq and is a predicted model, not a curated record. The transcript is spliced from 3 exons. NCBI's taxonomy places the organism in Eukaryota, Viridiplantae, Streptophyta, Magnoliopsida, Solanales, Solanaceae. Bases 57 to 1544 code for a protein of 495 amino acids.